AUGGUAGUGCUGGCUCCGGCCGCUCUGCAGCGGCGUCCACCUUGGAGCCAGCGGUGUGAUGAAGUCUACGGCCUCUGCCGCUUGCCAGAGACCUCCUGCGUUGGUACCAGUGUCGCUGGCUUCAAACCAGGCACCUGCUUGCAGAUCAGCUGCUUCUCUCCCACCAACUUCACGGGGAAGCAGUGCGGCUACGUCGACACGGUCUUCCCCUACUCGCUGCUGGUGGUGGCGGUGCUCAUGUACAUGCCUUACCUGCUGUGGCGUUACGCGGCCGCCCCCGCCCUCCACUCCGACCUCCUCUUCAUCAUUGACGAGCUGGACAAAUCCUACAACCGCUCCGUGCGCCUGGUGCAGCACAUGAGGAAGGUCCAGCAGGCCAGCGCCGAGCCGGAGCGAUUCUGGGAGGAAUAUGAGAGGGCCCGCCGGGAGAGGUAUUUUGAGUUCCCGUUGCUGGAGCGCUACCUCACCUGCAAGCAGCACGCCCACUCCCUGGUGUUCAUCUACGUCCUGAGGAGCCUGCUCCUGCUCUUCUUCAUGGCUGCCACCUGCCUCUACCUGGUCUUCCUCCACCUCAACAUCUUCUUCCAGGAUGAGUUCAGCUGCUCCAUCAAAACGGGGCUGCUCCAGGCGGAGCCCCACAUCCCCCCGCUCAUCCCCUGCAAGCUGGUCUUCUUCUCCGUCUUCCAGCUCAUCAGCCUCUCGGUCGGCGGCGUCUACGUCCUCCUCAUACCCGUCGUCAUCUACAACGCCCUGCAGCUCUGCCAGUGGGACAAGGGGCUGCUCUCCGUCUACGAGAUGCUGCCCGCCUUCGACCUCCUCAGCCGCAAGAUGCUCACCUGCCCCGUCAACGACCUCAACGUCAUCCUCCUCUUCCUCCGGGCCAACAUCUCCGAGCUGACCUCCUUCAGCCGCCUCAACGCCGUGAGCGCCUUGAGGGAAGCCACCGCCAACAAGCAGGACAUCGAUACCGUCGUCGACUUCAUGACGCUGCUGGCCGGGCUGGAGACCACCAAGCCCAAACACCACGCUUGCGCCCUGGAGCCCGACGGCAGCGCGCCCCUCUCCAACGGCGGGGCUCUAG
This is a messenger RNA of Pygoscelis adeliae (Adelie penguin), 1081 nucleotides long. RefSeq names its product pannexin 3 (gene PANX3). The annotation marks the transcript as partial. NCBI's taxonomy places the organism in Eukaryota, Metazoa, Chordata, Aves, Sphenisciformes, Spheniscidae. The transcript is spliced from 4 exons. Gene Ontology annotation, molecular function: channel activity. The record is from RefSeq and is a predicted model, not a curated record. Gene Ontology annotation, biological process: positive regulation of interleukin-1 production; monoatomic cation transport.